Messenger RNA from Lacerta agilis (Sand lizard), 2351 nucleotides. RefSeq names its product cholinergic receptor nicotinic alpha 4 subunit (gene CHRNA4). The record is from RefSeq and is a predicted model, not a curated record. The transcript has 7 exons. Gene Ontology annotation, cellular component: neuron projection; postsynaptic membrane; synapse. Lineage: Eukaryota; Metazoa; Chordata; Lepidosauria; Squamata; Lacertidae. Gene Ontology annotation, biological process: regulation of membrane potential; nervous system process; signal transduction. Gene Ontology annotation, molecular function: acetylcholine-gated monoatomic cation-selective channel activity; transmembrane signaling receptor activity. The coding region runs from base 148 to 2148 and encodes 666 amino acids.
UGUUAGGAGAGGGCGUACUGUGAAGCAGGCGGGGGACCCGUACCCAGACGCCGGUUCUUGCUCAAGGCAGAGCGGUCGGGCGAGCGGGGGAGCCAUGGAUCAGGACCAGGCGAGGAUGGCGAGGGGGCCGAAGUUGACGCGAAAGGAAUGGGUGCGUUGACCAAAAGCGGAGCGAGGGGGAUGGCUUUGCGUCGGCGAGGGCGCUCCAGAAUGGGAUUUCUCGCGUUUCAAGAGCAUCUCCUCUUACUGCUCUGCGCAAACUUCUUCCCUGCAUGCAGCCACGUUGAAACUCGAGCCCACGCAGAGGAACGCCUCCUGAAGAAACUCUUCUCUGGGUACAACAAGUGGUCCCGGCCAGUGGCCAAUAUUUCGGACGUGGUCAUUGUGCGCUUUGGAUUGUCCAUUGCACAGCUUAUAGAUGUCGAUGAAAAAAACCAAAUGAUGACCACGAACGUGUGGGUGAAACAAGAGUGGCAUGAUUAUAAGCUGCGCUGGGAUCCCGAGGAGUACGAAAACGUGACUUCUAUACGAAUUCCUUCUGAGCUCAUUUGGAGACCGGACAUUGUUCUCUACAACAAUGCAGAUGGGGAUUUCGCAGUCACCCACCUCACCAAAGCCCACCUGUUCUACGACGGGCGGAUCAAAUGGAUGCCUCCGGCAAUCUACAAAAGCUCCUGCAGCAUCGACGUCACUUUCUUUCCCUUCGACCAGCAAAACUGCACCAUGAAGUUUGGCUCGUGGACUUACGACAAGGCCAAGAUAGAUCUGGAGAGCAUGCACCGCCAUGUAGACCAGUUGGACUACUGGGAGAGUGGAGAAUGGGUGAUCAUCAAUGCUGUGGGCAACUAUAACAUCAAGAAGUAUGAGUGCUGCUCGGAGAUCUACCCUGACAUCACCUAUUCCUUCAUCAUCAGACGCCUUCCUCUCUUCUACACCAUCAACUUGAUCAUCCCCUGCCUUCUGAUCUCUUGCUUGACUGUCUUAGUCUUCUAUUUGCCUUCAGAAUGCGGGGAGAAGAUCACUCUUUGCAUCUCAGUCCUUCUGUCUUUAACUGUCUUUCUCCUCCUUAUCACCGAGAUCAUCCCCUCCACCUCAUUGGUCAUCCCCUUGAUUGGAGAGUACUUGCUCUUCACUAUGAUCUUUGUCACCUUGUCCAUCAUCAUCACCGUCUUCGUGCUCAACGUCCACCACCGCUCCCCUCGCACUCACACCAUGCCGGAUUGGGUGAGGAAGGUCUUCCUCGAUGUCGUCCCACGCCUUCUCUUCAUGAAGCGUCCUUCAACAGUGAAGGACAACUGCAAGAAGCUCAUCGAGUCCAUGCACAAGAUAGCCAACUCUCAACGCUUUUGGUCCGAGACGGAAGUAGAACCCAACUUCACUACCUCGUCAUCCAACAGCCCUCAGAGCAACGAGCAAUCUCCCACCUCCUCUUUUUGUGCCCAUCUCGAUGACCAAGCAAAACCACCUCCGGUGUGCAAGUCACCAUCUGGGCAGUAUUCCAUGUUGCACCCGGAGCUGAUUCGGGCCAGUUGUACAUCCCUCCAACCUCCCUGUCACCCUCUGGGAGACUCUCAGUCCAGCUCAAUCUCCAAAGGCAGGUCACUCAGUGUCCAGCAGAUGUACAGCAGCCCAGUGAAAGCAGAAGAAGGGACCAUACGUUGCCGGUCGAGGAGCAUCCAAUAUUGCUACUUGCAAGAGGAGUCGUCCCAGACCAAUGGGCAAUCCAGCGGGUCCCCAGCCUCCCAGCGCUGCCAUCUCAACGAGGAGCAGCCCAAAGCCAAACCCACUCACUGUAAAUGCAAAUGUAAAAAACCCGAGUCAGCCAGCACCUCAGGGCAAGGGAACAAGACUCUUGGCACGAAAGACCAGCAGCUUUUGCUGAUGUCGCCGGCCUUGAAGUUGGCUGUGGAGGGGGUCCAUUAUAUUGCAGACCACUUGAGAGCAGAAGAUGCAGAUUUUUCAGCAAAGAAGAGGCCUUAUCACAAUGCAAGGAUACAUCUCAGGCUGGCAAAAGCACUCAAGGUGAAGGAGGACUGGAAGUACGUGGCAAUGGUCAUUGACAGAAUUUUCCUCUGGAUGUUCAUCAUUGUUUGCUUGCUGGGGACUGUGGGCCUUUUCCUACCUCCUUGGCUGGCAGGAAUGAUCUAGGAUCCAAACAACUCUGGAAAGGAAUCCGUCGCAUCCCAUUCAACCGAUUCCAAUCCACCUGGAAGGGGCAAAGCUGAACGCUGGAGACGGCUGCUACGAACGAUUUACUGUAAUGUCUGUGCAUGAACCAUUCCCGGGGAGUUCCAAGGAUGCCUUCCAAGGUUGCAUCACUUGCCUAAGCCAUCUUCAUCUUCUAUAUCUCU